AUGCCCCCCGCAGUGGAGCAGGACCGGGACACCUCCUCCCCAAAGCCCUACUGGAAGGAGUUCCGCUUCGACCUGGCUCAGGUGCCCGCAGGGGAGUCGGUGACGGCCGCCGAGUUCCGCAUCUACAAAGCGCGGGGCGUCAGCCGGCACAGCAACAGCACCCUGCAUGUCAGCAUCUACGAGAUCGCCGCCGAGCGCCCCAACAGGGAGUCCAACCUGUUCCUGCUGGACGCCCAGCAGCUGCGUGCCGGCACCGAGGGCUGGCUGGUGUUCGACGUCACAGCCGCCAGCAGCCACUGGCUGGUGGAACGCAAGUACAACCUGGGCCUGCGGCUCUACGUGGAGACAGACGAUGGGCUCAGCGUGGAGCCGGGCUCGGUGGGGCUGCUGGGCCGCCGCGGGCCCCGCUCCAAGCAGCCCUUCGUGGUGACUUUCUUCCGGGCGAGCGCCAGCCCCGUGCGAGCCACGCGGGCGGCCAAAGCACCGCGCAGGAGGCAGCCCAAGAAGAGCAGCGACCUCCCACACCCCAACAAGCUGCCGGGGAUCUUCGAUGAUGUCCGCGCUGCAGAUGGGCGGCAGGUCUGCCGGAGGCACGAGCUCUAUGUCAGCUUCCAGGACCUGGGCUGGUUGGACUGGGUGAUCGCCCCCCAGGGCUACUCGGCCUACUACUGCGAGGGGGAGUGCGCCUUCCCGCUGGACUCCUGCAUGAACGCCACCAACCACGCCAUCCUGCAGUCCCUGGUCCACCUGAUGAAGCCCGAGGCCGUGCCCAAGGCGUGCUGCGCGCCCACCAAGCUCAGUGCCACCUCCGUCCUCUACUACGACAGCAACAACAACGUGAUCCUCAAGAAGCACCGCAACAUGGUGGUGAAGUCCUGCGGCUGCCACUGAGCACCGGGGGGCAGAGGGGCACCGGGAUCCUUGCUGUGUGCGGGGGGAGGGGGGUUUGCUGCAGCAGCACCAGGGCUGCCCACCCAACACACCACCACCACAUCUGCCCAACUCUUUCCCUUCCCAGAAGUGGAUGUAAAUAAUAUAAAACUUCCCUUCUCUCACCACACGUAAUGAGAAACAUCCAUACUAUACAUGCAUAGAUAUAAAUAUAUAGAAGAGGAAGAGGAUUUGUGGUCGGUGACGUCGGGCCGUGGCGGAUGUGCGGUGCCCGGGGUGAGGCAGGGCGGCUCCGAGGACAGCUGGGCAGCCCGGCUCCAAGCAGGGCUUUCAGUUCCCUACACAAAAACACCCUCAGCCAAUUAAGCAGCCGGCUGACUAACAGGCUCCUGUUUACUUAGAGUUCACAAAACUCAGCCAAGGGGAAAAAAAAAAAUACAUAUUGAGCUACAACACUGUUAUAAAAUAAAUGCCUAGUUUGGAAAGUAAACACGGCCUUUCUCUUGCUGUUUUUUCAUAAAUGUCACAGCACAACGACGUUCUGUUCUGCACGCUGAAUUUCGCAAUGAAAAAAUACUCACGAUGGCCUAAAACUGCUCCUGUUUGCCUGAAGCUGAGCCCAGCAGGCACUGUGGCAGCUGGGCUGUUCUGGGGCACCCAGGGAACGUGGCUUACCCAAACACAGAGGAAAAACAAAGAGAAAAAAAUGCAGUAAGCCAACCCAAAUCCCAAGGAUGGUUGAGCACCAAAAAAGGAACUUCCUGAUCCUGCUGCCUGGGUUAAGGGCUCACCACACUGGAAAGGUUCCGUUUGCUGAUGAAGGCAACACAAAGCAGCUCAGGACCAGUAAUGCCCUCGGGCGGAAUGCUCCUGGGUCAGGGCUUGCUUGGGGACGUCUGCAAGGAGUAUUCCAAAACUUGAGAUUUAAAGAGCAUCCUCACUCAGCGAGAGCCCAACAGCCAGGACAGGCCUUUGUUUUUCUAAAAUUCGGUUUUAUUACUUCUGUGAAAUAUAGGAAAUCUUUACCAAGGGAGCGGCAGGCACAGUGGGAGCAGAAAGCAGCACAACGCGCCCCGCAGCAGCCGUCGCCCCGCUCACACCGCAGCGCCGCUGCAGGCAGGGGCA
Messenger RNA from Meleagris gallopavo (turkey), 2016 nucleotides. The record is from RefSeq and is a predicted model, not a curated record. Lineage: Eukaryota; Metazoa; Chordata; Aves; Galliformes; Phasianidae.